Molecule: messenger RNA, 1623 nt
Organism: Cavia porcellus (domestic guinea pig)
Lineage: Eukaryota; Metazoa; Chordata; Mammalia; Rodentia; Caviidae
Gene: Sirt4
Product: sirtuin 4
Exons: 5
Coding region: 117-1061 (314 amino acids)
Cellular component (GO): mitochondrial matrix; nucleus
Molecular function (GO): NAD+ binding; NAD-dependent protein lysine deacetylase activity
Source: RefSeq, a predicted model, not a curated record
CAUUCAGAACCAGCGGCGGGAAAGCGAGUGAACCGGGAAGGAAAAAAACAGGUUUAGGUGUAUACAACCAGCCGAAAGAAAAUGUUUGUGAGAAACAACGGACUACAACACAAACAAUGAGGCUGAGCUAUGGACUGAGUUUCUGGUCAACAAAAGGGCAAUGGGUCACGAAUCUCAGCCAGCCUUGCUUGCGUGGAUCCAGUGGGUUAUUUGUGCCACCAAGUCCUCCUUUGAAUCCUGAGAAAGUCAAAGAGUUUCAGCGCUUCAUCACACUUUCCAAGAAACUCUUAGUGAUGACUGGGGCGGGAAUCUCCACCGAGUCGGGGAUCCCCGACUACAGGUCCGAAAAUGUGGGACUUUAUGCACGCACCACCCGGAGACCCAUCCAGCACAGCGAUUUCGUUCGUAAUGCCGCGAUCCGCCAGCGGUACUGGGCGCGGAACUUCGUGGGCUGGCCUCAGUUCUCCUCACACCAGCCCAACCCCGCGCAUUGGGCUCUGAGCACCUGGGAGAGACUCGGGAAGCUGCACUGGCUGGUGACACAGAACGUGGACGCUCUGCACACCAAAGCCGGGAGUCAGCGGCUGACGGAGCUCCAUGGAUGCAUGCACAGGGUGCUCUGCUUGGACUGCGGCGCACAGACCCCACGGGGGGCGCUGCAGGAGCGCUUCCAAGACCUGAACCCCCACUGGGGCGCCGAAGCUCAGGGCCUGGCUCCCGAUGGUGACGUCUUUCUCUCAGACGAACAGGUACAGAGUUUUCAGGUCCCGUCCUGCCUUAGAUGUGGAGGCCCUCUCAAACCAGACGUUGUCUUCUUUGGGGACACGGUGGACCCUGCCAAAGUGGAUUUUGUGCACAGUCGCGUGAAAGAAGCUGACGCCCUAUUGGUGGUGGGAUCGUCCUUGCAGGUGUACUCUGGUUACAGGUUCACACUUACUGCCCAGGAUAAAAAGAUACCCAUCGCCAUCCUGAACAUUGGGCCCACACGCUCGGACCACCUGGCGUGUCUGAAGCUGAAUUCUCGCUGUGGAGAGCUGCUGCCUUUAAUAGACCCACAAUGACCACAGCCUGCCCAUCCUAGGCCAGAACAGGGACCUUACUUCCAAUCCUGCUGUUGAAGAUCCCUGAGGCCUCCUGCCUUUUUUCCUCAAACUAGUGGAAGCUCCUCGACUGCAUCCAACAGGGGGCAGCAAACCGCUCUGCCUGCCUGCAAAUCGUCAAGCUAGGCCUAUAUUGUAAAGACAAGGAAUGAGCGUCAGACCAGUAAGAUUUACCCCGAAAGACUUUCCUCAAAGAAACAGCUGCUCCUGACAGGAAAAUUGUAUUCAUUUUCUUCUUCUGUCACUUUCCACAAUACUCUUGGGAAAAUGUAGGGCACAACACGGUUGGGAGUGCUCGCCUAAGGAGCCACUCUAACUGUGCAAAUGUAGAAGGAAAUGACUUAAUUUAUAACUCUAAAUGGUUGUGUUUAACUGAACCACUUUUUAAAAAUAAAUGUGAAUGAAUGUUUUAUUAUCCAAAUGUUAAGGUAUUUUAGUAGCAUACCAGUUGUGUGGGGUGCACAUUUAUUUUCUUUUCAAAUUUUAAAGAGAAAAAAAUAAUAAAAAUUUCAAAACAAGGUAA